Molecule: messenger RNA, 796 nt
Organism: Ilex paraguariensis (yerba mate)
Lineage: Eukaryota; Viridiplantae; Streptophyta; Magnoliopsida; Aquifoliales; Aquifoliaceae
Source: the annotation of a GenBank genome assembly
AUGUCGCGGAGAAGAGUGAAAAGUAUAAAUUGUUUCUUCGUCUUUGACCAAACAACUGAAUCGACGACUAAGCCCUCCCUCCUUCAAUUCCCCCACCCCCUAUGUUACACUAACUCACCACCGUCUCUGCGGCCUACCAACCCUGUUCCACUCUGCUUCAUUGGUGACAGAGUGUCAACAUUUCCAGGGCCUUUGAUUUGGGAGAUCGUGAAGAAGAACAACUCCUUUCUGGUCAAAGAGUUCGGCAAUGGAACCGCCAUGGUUCAAUUCAGCAAGGAGAGCAACAAUCUCAACUCCUACAAACACUCAGGGUUAGCAAACUACAACACAGUGAUAAUACAACCUGGGGGCAAGGAUUUGUCAGUGUUGCUGGGAAUGACGAAGUCGAAGAAGCAGAACAAGCCUGCCUCUUUGCUUCAUAAGUCGGUGAUGAAGAAGGAAUUUCCACGAAUGGCUAAGGCUGUUGCCAAUCAGGUUGCAGAUAACUACUAUAGACCAGAUUUGAAAAGUGCAGCCCUUGGAAGGAUUAGUUCCGUUAACAGUAGUCUUAAAGUUGCCAAGUCUGGUGUGAAGAGGAGGAACAGACAGGCCAUCAAGAUGCAUGGUCGGCAGUGAGUUAAAGAAAAACAGCAUCAGGCUCUGUACUUUUUUCAGUUCUUUUCCAAUUGCUCCAUUUUGAGAGUCAAGUUACAUCCGUUUUCUUCAAUCUAUUUUGUAUUGUAAAGUAUCACCGUGAAUCUAGAUUUUGCGAUGCAAGCUCCGAGGUUAUAUUUGCUUUGAAUUUAUAGUAUAGCUG